Dracunculus medinensis (Guinea worm) is the source of this 1383-nucleotide messenger RNA. Lineage: Eukaryota; Metazoa; Nematoda; Chromadorea; Rhabditida; Dracunculidae. The record is from the annotation of a GenBank genome assembly.
AUGGACGAUCGGAUUGUGCUUAAUGUUGGAGGUAUUCGGCAUGAAACUUAUCAGGCGACUCUCAAGAAGAUUCCUGCUACGCGAUUAUCUCGUCUAACCCCAGCACUUGCUAAUUUUGAUCCGCUUCUCAACGAAUAUUUCUUUGAUCGACAUCCCGGUGUGUUUGCUCAAAUCUUGAAUUAUUAUCGAACCGGUAAACUUCAUUAUCCAAUAGACGUAUGUGGACCUUUGUUUGAGGAGGAACUAGAGUACUGGGGUUUGGACGCAAAUCAGGUUGAGCCUUGUUGUUGGAUGACUUACACUCAACACAGAGAUACUCAAGAAACAUUAGCAGUUUUGGAUAAAUUAGAUAUGGAUAAUCGUGAGGAUGAUCCAGAUUCAAGAGAAAAAGAAAUUAUGAAAAAAUUCGGUUGGGAAGAGGAAUAUUACCAAGGGAGAAUAACAUUCUGGAUGAAAUACAAACCAAAGAUUUGGGCGCUCUUUGAUGAACCAUAUUCUUCACAAACAGCUAAAAUUAUAGCUGCUAUAUCAGUUUGUUUUAUUGUUAUCAGUAUCGUUUCGUUUUGUUUGAAGACUCAUCCAAACUUUCGAAUAGCAGUUAUAUCAACGAGAAAUAUAACAUCGAAUCAUAUAGGAAUACAAAGGACAGCCACUGAACCUCAUAAAUCAUUCAGUCAAAUCGAAUUUGUAUGCAACAUAUGGUUCACAUUUGAAAUAAUAGUUCGAUUCGUAUUUUGCCCUAGCAAAUUUCGAUUUUUCAAAUCGCCUAUUAAUAAUAUUGAUUUGAUAGCAACGUUAAGUUUUUACAUUGAUGCGAUACUUGUUCGACUUCUUGAUGAAGAUGCACCAAAAGAUGUCGUCGAAUUCUUAUCAAUGAUUCGAAUUUUAAGACUUUUUAAAUUAACGCAACAUCAUCGUGGCCUCCAAAUAUUAAUUCAUACAUUCCGUGCUUCUGCCAAAGAACUUAUUUUAUUAGUAUUUUUUCUAAUUCUUGGUAUUGUGAUUUUUGCCGCUUUAGUUUAUUAUGCAGAAAAAAUGGAAGUUAAUCCAGAUAAUCAAUUUAUCAGCAUACCAUUAGGCCUUUGGUGGGCAAUAUGCACUAUGACUACGGUUGGUUAUGGUGAUAUGACUCCACAUACAGCACUUGGUCGUUUAGUUGGAAGUUUAUGCGCAGUAAUGGGCGUACUUACUAUUGCAUUACCCGUGCCAGUUAUUGUUAGCAAUUUUGCUAUGUUCUAUUCGCAUACACAAGCGAGAGAGAAAUUACCUCGUAAACGACGACGAGUUUUACCCGUUGAACAGGUUGUUUGGUUUUAUUUUUAUAAAAUCUUAUCUUGCUUAUCAAGUCUUAUCAAAUUUUAUUAUACUCGUUCAUUUCAUUGA